Molecule: messenger RNA, 1410 nt
Organism: Anopheles stephensi (Asian malaria mosquito)
Lineage: Eukaryota; Metazoa; Arthropoda; Insecta; Diptera; Culicidae
Gene: FeCH
Product: ferrochelatase, mitochondrial
Exons: 3
Coding region: 147-1307 (386 amino acids)
Biological process (GO): heme biosynthetic process
Molecular function (GO): protoporphyrin ferrochelatase activity
Source: RefSeq, a predicted model, not a curated record
ACGUUGUUUAGCCGGCUGUGGUUGGUGAAUGCGAUUUCGAGUGUAUGUUUUUUGCUUCUCCUCAUCACAGCCAGAAGACGAUAAAGUUACGUCUCGUUGACCCGUAUCGCUACAAUUAUUAAGUGAAAGUGGUCAAUGCUAACGGUAUGCAUUCGUUGUUGAAGAAAUGUUUCUCCUGUGGUACGGCCGUUCAUGGCCUCCACCAGUUUCGCAACAUUGCCACCAAACCGCGCACGGCUGUAGUUAUGCUCAACAUGGGAGGACCAGAGAACACGGACCAGGUACAUGAUUAUCUGCACCGCAUUAUGACCGACCGCGACAUGAUUCAGCUACCAGUGCAGAGCAAACUUGGCCCUUGGAUAGCGAAACGUCGCACACCAGAGGUACAGAAAAAGUAUGCCGAAAUUGGCGGUGGUUCGCCGAUUCUGAAGUGGACCAAUCUGCAGGGUGAUCUGAUGUGCAAGCAGCUGGACAAACUAUCGCCGGAAACAGCACCGCACAAGCAUUAUGUGGCGUUUCGAUACGUAAACCCGCUAACGGAGGAUACGUUCCGCGAAGUGGAGCGUGACCAACCCGAACGGGUGGUACUGUUCUCGCAGUAUCCACAGUACAGCUGUGCAACAUCCGGAUCCAGCUUUAAUGCAAUCUACUCACACUUCAAGGAGAACUCCCUGAGCGGACUAGAGAAAGCGCGCUGGAGCGUUAUCGAUCGGUGGGGAACCCAUCCCCUACUGGCCAAAACGUUUGCCGACAACAUUCGCAAAGAGUUGGAAAAGUUCCCCGCCGAGAAGCGGAAGGACGUGGUGCUACUUUUCUCGGCCCACUCGCUACCACUUCGGGCGGUCAAUCGGGGCGAUGCGUAUCCUUCGGAAGUAGGUGCAACCGUACAGAACGUGAUGCAAGAGCUUGGCUGGGCGCAACCCUACUGUCUGGUGUGGCAAUCGAAGGUUGGCCCACUGCCCUGGCUCGAGCCAUUCACCGAGGAUGCCAUCAAGGGCUAUGUGAAGCAGGGCAAGAAAAACUUUAUCCUCGUACCGAUUGCAUUCGUGAAUGAGCACAUCGAAACGCUACACGAGCUGGACAUUGAAUACUGCCAGGAGUUGGCGCACGAGGUUGGAGCGGAAAAGAUUGGCCGUGCGGCCGCUCCGAACGAUCAUCCGCUGUUUAUAGAUGCGCUCACGGACGUGGUGCGGCACCAUUUAUCAAACGGUUCGACCGUUGGGCCAAAGUUUCUCCUCCGCUGCCCGGCAUGCGUUAAUCAGAAGUGUUCGGUGAGCAAGCAGUGGUUCAAGGAAUUGUGCAAUUGAACUGACGUGCAUUUCGGGGACUGAUAAUGGGUGCGGAGAGGGGCAGGGUCUAAACAAUAAAACAAAAAGCCAGCGAAAUAACGCAUUUCAGUGUGUGAAGGAA